Molecule: messenger RNA, 339 nt
Organism: Pedinophyceae sp. YPF-701
Lineage: Eukaryota; Viridiplantae; Chlorophyta; Pedinophyceae
Source: the annotation of a GenBank genome assembly
AUGUUCGCCGCUCGUUUCGCCGCCAAGCCCGUCGCCGGCCGCGCCGUGCAGGCUCGCAAGCCCGUGGCCGCCCGCCGCGUGGUGUGCAUGGCCGUGGACAAGGCCAGCGUGCUGAGCGACGUCCGCGGCAUCAUCGCCGAGCAGCUCGGCAUGGAGAUGGACAAGGUCGAGGGCUCGUCGAAGUUCGUGGACCUCGGCGCGGACUCCCUGGACACGGUGGAGAUCAUGAUGGCUCUGGAGGAGAAGUUCGACAUCCAGCUGGACGAGGAGGGUGCCGAGAACAUCGCCACCGUCGACGACGCGGCCAACAUGAUCGCCGAGAAGGUCGGCGCCAAGUAA